Postia placenta MAD-698-R-SB12 is the source of this 633-nucleotide messenger RNA. RefSeq lists its product as hypothetical. Lineage: Eukaryota; Fungi; Basidiomycota; Agaricomycetes; Polyporales; Adustoporiaceae. The transcript has 7 exons. Bases 1 to 633 code for a protein of 210 amino acids. The record is from RefSeq and is a predicted model, not a curated record.
AUGAUCCGUGGCUUCAAUAACGAUGCAACAGCAUGUUUACUGAUUCCAGUUGAAUGGAGCUGGGACGAUGAGGAAACACGUACCGGAAUCAAGGAUGGUAACCCGAGGUUUUACAUUGGACCGCACCACUUGCCUGCUUUCCUUUUUGUGCAUUUUAAGAGUAAUCCAGAUGACCGAGAGGAGGGUAUCUUCCGGAGUUCUAUUCUGAUUUCAGUAGGUCUGCCGGAGCUGUCGAAGAUGCUGACAAUCCUGAAUCUGGACGCACAGAAGGUGUUACAUUUCACACUGAGUGAUUUCGAUUCGUGGAGCAAUGACCUCGACGGGUUUGACUACCGCACCUUUUACAACAGUAUAGUCGACUGGUUUGAGGCUGCCCCGGGUCCUUUGUCAGCUCAGCGCAACACAGAAUUGCUCCAGUGGUUGGAUGAGUCCUAUUACUGUUUGCAAGCCCUGUCGCUCACGACACCGUCAUAUACGACCCUACCUGAUUCGCUUGCGUGCAGUGACUAUCAGCAUAUUUGGAUCAUUAUAUAUGCCCCUAUCACUCCCGCCACCCUCAUAUAUGAUGCAACAUAUUUCUUUCGUUAUACAUGCUCUAUCACUCCCGACACCAUCAUACAUGAUGCGACUUGA